Molecule: messenger RNA, 954 nt
Organism: Exserohilum turcica Et28A
Lineage: Eukaryota; Fungi; Ascomycota; Dothideomycetes; Pleosporales; Pleosporaceae
Exons: 3
Coding region: 1-954 (317 amino acids)
Biological process (GO): peptidyl-serine dephosphorylation
Cellular component (GO): FAR/SIP/STRIPAK complex
Molecular function (GO): protein serine/threonine phosphatase activity
Source: RefSeq, a predicted model, not a curated record
AUGCCCGGUCUACCGUCCAGCGUGGACCUGGAUGAAUGCAUAUCCCGCCUGUCCAAGAAGGAGCUGCUCGCCGAGCCCGUCGUCGAGGCAAUAUGUGCAAAGACCAAGGAGCUGCUCAUGAAGGAGAGCAAUGUGGUGCACAUCAGAGCGCCCGUGACGGUUGUCGGCGACAUCCACGGCCAGUUCUUUGAUAUGAUGGAGAUAUUCAAGAUUGGUGGGCCUUGCCCGGACACCAACUACCUCUUCCUGGGCGACUAUGUCGAUCGCGGCCUGUUUUCCGUCGAAACCAUAUCGCUCCUCGUGUGCCUGAAAUUGCGCUAUCCGCACCGCGUCCACCUCAUCCGUGGUAACCACGAGUCUCGCGGCGUCACGCAGUCGUACGGCUUCUACACAGAAUGCUCUCGCAAAUACGGCAACGCCAACGUCUGGCACUACUUCACCGACAUGUUUGACUUUUUGACCCUCUCUGUUGUCAUCAACGACCAAAUCUUCUGCGUACACGGCGGCCUGUCGCCCUCGAUACACUCGAUCGACCAGAUCAAAAUCAUCGACCGUUUCCGAGAAAUACCUCAUGAAGGGCCCAUGGCCGAUCUCGUGUGGAGCGAUCCCGAUCCUGAGAGAGACGAGUUCUCUCUCAGCCCUCGAGGCGCAGGUUAUACAUUCGGGGCUCAGGUGGUCAGGAAGUUCCUGGAAGUCAACUCCAUGUCGCACAUUUUGCGAGCGCAUCAGCUGUGCCAAGAGGGCUACCAGAUUCUCUACGACGACAGGCUGAGUACUGUUUGGAGCGCACCAAACUACUGCUAUCGGUGCGGCAACAUGGCCAGUGUGCUAGAAGUCAGCGACACGGGCGAACGCUUCUUCAACGUCUUCGAUGCCAGCCCGGAUAACGAUGUCCACCGAGCUGAGCAGCAGCAGCAGCAAGGAAAAGAAGUGACGACGGAGUACUUCCUCUGA